Molecule: messenger RNA, 1923 nt
Organism: Penicillium griseofulvum
Lineage: Eukaryota; Fungi; Ascomycota; Eurotiomycetes; Eurotiales; Aspergillaceae
Product: fungal specific transcription factor domain-containing protein
Exons: 3
Coding region: 1-1923 (640 amino acids)
Biological process (GO): DNA-templated transcription
Molecular function (GO): DNA binding; zinc ion binding
Source: RefSeq, a predicted model, not a curated record
AUGUCGCCGACAGAAACUCAAGAGCGCUCUCCAAAGAAACCACAGUCUGGGGCUAAUGCGUCCGCGAUUGACUUCGCCAGACGAGUCUUCAACGAGGAAGAAGCUGGUCGGACUUUGACCGGUGCAUCGAUCCCUGGCGAUACUGGAGCUCCUACGUUGGACAACUCAUUAUGGCAGUUGACAGAGGUCGCACUUCCCCCAGAAGCCGUGAUGUUAGCCUUGAUUGACGCCUACUUCGACCGAAUGCAAUGGUUCAUCUUACUACUUUACGAACCCACAUUCCGACAGACCGCACGCGUGAUAAUAUCCCAGACUUCAUGGCGUCGUCAAGAUCUCAGUCCUGUCAUGGCUGUUUUGGCAGUAGCUAUGAUUGGGUUACAUUCUGUCCUACCAGAUCUGAAAUGGCCUGGGCACAAAUUGUUGCGGGAAUACUCCGUUGACGGGGAGAAGUUGAUGCACGGGUUGACUAAUGAGAUACGACGGAAUCUGCUCGAUAUCUCAAUCGACUGUCAACUUGAAGCGGUUCAGGUCUGCUUCUUGGUGUCUUCCUAUUAUGGUUUUCAUAGUUCGCCGAGUAUUGCUUGGACUGUCUCUGGUAUGGGUGUGAGGUCUGCGUAUGCGCUUCAUCUUUAUACGAAGUCUGCGCAAUGUGAUAGUCCAGUUGUGGAUGAGAUUCGAUCUCGCUGUUGGAACCAGGCUAUUGUUGCUGACACGUUCGCGUCGAGCAUCUAUGGUCGACCCUCCUCUAUCGAUACUGGAUUGGUCGCUUUGCACUCGCUCAGAGACAUGGAUGAUCUGGCCAUUGAUCCGCUUCUACUGAAAAAUGAAUGGAUAUCUGGCGAUGGAAUGCCGACAACGACAGCUGCGUUUUUCGCUAUGAAACACGAGAUUUACAACAUUAUCCGACACAUUCUUUCGCGGUUUCGUCGUCUCCAAUUAAGAAAAGAGACAAUCGAAGCGGACCUCCUGGCAAUCGCAGAAGCUGCACAAGAUUCCGAGGAACAAUUAAUCUCCUGGCGAAAGAGAGUCCCCCGAUUAUUCGAUUUCGAGUUCUGGAGCUGCGGCAACCGCCUAGAACAAUUCCAACAGCAAAUCGAAGGAUUACCGCAACGCACUAAAUACCAAGCAGAAACAAUCAUCUUACAGGCAGCCACUCUCCAAUUAACAUACGAUGGAGCUCUAAUACAAGCCCGUCGACCAUUACUCGAGCAGAAAAUCACUAGUUCCUGCUCACGCUUGGUAGUAGACGCAAUCCACGAGUCCUUGAGAGUGGCCACUGCAGCUGCACUGCGAAUAUCUCGCAUCCCAGUCCUCCGUUUCAAGCAUCAUUUCGCCGAAUCCUUCGCUUCCCUACAACAAUUCACCGCAGGAGUCAUCCUUUGCAUCCUGCCAACCAGUCAACCAUUCACGACAGCCGCGCACGAAGCAAAGACUGGAAUCAUGCGUAUCAUCCAUGCUAGCGCAGCUUUGGGUCCCCACAACCGUAUCGCCAAGCAGACUGCACAACUUCUGACGGAGUUGUUAAAAGUAACCGUCGAGCGAGAGAUGUCCGGUGCAUUGAGAGGGGGACUUGAAACAAACCUUCCCAGGGAGAUUUCUGAGAGAGAUGUUAUUUCGAAUGUACAACCGGUUCGUGUAGACCAUAUUGGGGGUCACUCGCCAUUAUCACGAGAAGACUUCCGCGACAAUCCUCCAAUAUCGACAACCCCGUUACCGUCCCAUUCCAGACAGUCCCCAGACACGCCUCAAUCAACACAGGGGAAUAGUGGGCCAGUUCAGACACCUGUCGAACCAUCUGAAUACCCAUCUGCGGAUAUCUUCGAGCAACUUGACGAUACAUUCGGUGCCUUUGGUGAGCUCAUGUUCAACCUGAUUCCCGAUGACCAAAGUAGUGCUUGGAAUUGGGGACGUACGGUUCCGUAG